Daucus carota subsp. sativus is the source of this 1061-nucleotide messenger RNA. RefSeq lists its product as hypothetical. NCBI's taxonomy places the organism in Eukaryota, Viridiplantae, Streptophyta, Magnoliopsida, Apiales, Apiaceae. The transcript is spliced from 2 exons. The record is from RefSeq and is a predicted model, not a curated record. Bases 76 to 915 code for a protein of 279 amino acids.
ACGAUUGGCGCUAGAUUAUAUAUAGCAGAAAAGAGAAGAUAACGUUGGAACAUAAAGCCAAGUGUUGGAACUGAGAUGGAGUUAAAACAGCUUGAGAUUAGGCAACCAAAGCUGUGUUUCAAUCCUCCACUUCCUCGGACUCCAACUAGUCAUCUAUACACACAAUGUCUGUAUCUAUUUCCAAACUCAAAUCUAUAUCUAUUUUCUCCGCUCAGAAAUGUGCAAGCCCAGUAUCGCCGGUGGGACUCAAACGCUGAAAGCUUUCGAGCCCAGAACUUCAAUUUUAAUCCAGAGCCCAAUAAGAAUGAUGAUGAGGAUGAUGAGGCUGGUCAAUGGUUGGAGGUCUUGGAGGAGCUUAUUGAUGGGGCUUGGAUAAUUCCGGUAUUCAGAUCUUUUGGUUGGACACUACCAGCAAUAAUCUCAUCAUUGCUAAUAACUUCAGGACCGAAAGCUUUCCUUAUGGCCCUAGCUGUUCCUCUGGGGCAAUCGAUUCUUUCAUUAGCAUUUCAAAAGAUUGUAGGAAAGAAAAGCAAACCAAAGCGCAAGGCGAGGACUAGGAGAAAACCACGCACUCGGCCUGCAAGAAAUGUGAGAUUCGAAGAGGAAGAAGAAAAAGAAGAAGAAGAAGCAAAGGAGGGUUCCAGAAAUGAUUCAAUGGGUUAUCAAACCUGGGUAGGUGGAAAUGAUGUUCGAGACGACAGUGACAGCCAAAGCUCGCCUAGAUUUGGUGGAUGGGACGAUCUAGAUAGACAGUCUAAAUCUUAUAAAGGAUCUGAUAAGAAUUUUGCUCAAAAUACAGAUAGACCACAGAGGAGCAAAUUGAGUAGGGGAAGGAGGAAAGGUGAAACACCUUUACUUCUAAGGUUGCUGAUUGCAGUUUUCCCAUUCUUGGGUUCGUGGACAAAAAUUUUGUAAACAUUUUAGGGAUGUUAAUAUAUCGAAUAGAGCAGAACUUUCUCCCUCUACCUAUAAGCUACCACAUGGUCGCCAAUUUGAAUUAUUUGUUAUUCAAAUAUAUUGAAAUUCAUUUAUGUAUAAAAGGGCAUGCUGAAUUAGCCGCA